AUGGCAUUAACUACAAUUAGAAAAAGUGACCAUCACUACUGUUCAAAUGAAAAUAAUAAAGCAGGAUUAUUUUUUGAAACAGGUAGGAACAAUGUUGAUAAAGUUGUUGAGUAUUUUUGGGGGUAUUUGGAAAGUGAAUUAUCUGUUGAGAGAAAUUCGGGGGUUUACAUACUUUUAAAAUCAGCAUUGUUUUCAUUAUCAAAAGUUGUUUCAGAAAGCCUUGCAAUAAACUCUCCAGAACUAAUUACAGAAAUCACCGCAGCAAGAGAAAUUUUAAUGUUGAGCUUAAGUAAUGAAAAAGUUUUAUACAGGCUUGUUUCUGAGUAUGGAACAACGAACAUUUCAAUUGCCCCAAUAUGUAGAAUUUUUGAAUCCAAAAUAUUGAGGCUACUAUUCGAAAGUUGCGAUUCGGAUGAAUCGCAAGUUGUAUUUUUGAAAGGUAUAAUAACCGAAAAAACAAAUAACUUUGUUAAUAAAAUAGUUUUUGGAAUACAAAAGAUGGUUAACUUAUCACUAUCCAUAUUUGUCAAGGACAGAAUGACCAUAUUAACAUUUGGAUAUAGCGAAAUUGUUGAAAUGGUACUCGAAAAUGCAUGGAUAAAUUUUGAUAAACACUAUAAUUUAUUAGUUGUUAUACCAAGCGAAGCAAAACAAGCAAAUAUCGAAUCUUCAGUACGAAAUGGCUUAUAUUCAUACCAUUACAAGAAGGUAAAUGAAUGGAAAAACAGACUGAUUAACAAAGGGGUUAGUAUUACUAUAUUAUCUAUGGAUACAAUUUAUAAUGCAAUGAAUAUUGUAGACUUUGUAUUAUUGAAUGUAGAGUGUGUACUUGAAAAUGGAUCAGCUAUUGCGAUUUCCGGGACUGCGACAAUAUCUUCUAUUGCCAAAAGAAUUUUCAAUAAGCCAGUCUAUAUUGUUACUCACGCGACAAAGUUCACAAAUUUAUUGCCUUUUAAUAUGAAUAUAAAUAAUAUUUUAUCUGAUAUUACGUACCAGAAUCAUCAGCUAAACAGUAGCCCAAUUACUUCUAUUGUAGAUAUAUCAGAAAACUCUUAUAUUUCAAUGAUAUUUACAGAUAUUGGUGCAAUGACACCUCAAAACGUUUCAUUAGAAACUAGGCAAUUCAUUUAA
Messenger RNA from Cryptosporidium ubiquitum, 1131 nucleotides. RefSeq names its product translation initiation factor EIF-2B alpha subunit. NCBI's taxonomy places the organism in Eukaryota, Apicomplexa, Conoidasida, Eucoccidiorida, Cryptosporidiidae. The transcript has a single exon. Gene Ontology annotation, biological process: translational initiation. Gene Ontology annotation, cellular component: eukaryotic translation initiation factor 2B complex. Gene Ontology annotation, molecular function: translation initiation factor activity; guanyl-nucleotide exchange factor activity. Bases 1 to 1131 code for a protein of 376 amino acids. The record is from RefSeq and is a predicted model, not a curated record.